CCUGCGACUUCCGACCUCAAGCGCAAACGCAGUCCAUCCGACGGCAUACAUGCGUCUGCCUCUCACUCCGGCCCCCCUCCCGCGAAGCGAACCACGAAUACUCUGCAGAUCAAUUACCUCGCCCGCCAAUUCGAAGAUGAUCUCCCGCUCGUCUCCACCGACGACACCAUGCCCGCCAUCCUGCAUCUGCUGGGCGAAUAUCAAGGUGUCCUCGACCGCCACGAGUCUAUGGGCGGGAACCUCGGGGCCCGUCCGCUCGGCCCGAUCCUCAUCAAGCGCUUCGAGCGACUCUUCGACGGUCCGCCGAGGGUGAUCAAAGCGCAUGGGAAAGACGGCGGGGCCGCCGGGGUGACGUGGUUGGAUGUGGUGGAGUUUGCGCGGAACAAGCCCGAGCAGUUCACGCUGGGGCAGAUGAGCGAGGGAGUGCGGGUAUGUCAGUUCUACACGAAGCAAUGUCGCGUGCAGGUUAGCGAGGAGGAUUGGGUGUUGAUCAAUAGCGGGAUUCCACAGAAGAUGAUCCCGCCGCAGCCGAUCAUGGAGGAUGAGGAAAAGGAGCUAGGGACGUUGGAGAUCUUGGAGAAGAGUUUGGCGAGUAUUUUCCAUUUGGCGGAUCAAGUCGCCGCACGCUCUCGCCAACUCAACCACAAGCUCAAAGGACGUAAACAAGCCAUCCUCGACCGACGCGCAACCUCUCCCUCGGUCUCCAUCCGCUCCUCCUCACCGUCCGCUCUCGCCUACCUUAACGGUAUUGCCAGUACUUCUACCGCUCUUACCACUACUGGGCCAUCUGGCUUCACCGCUGUCAACGCGACUCCUCACCCAAGCUCGUCCACCAAUGGCGACAAGCCUCAUCAAGCGUCCGGCGCAUCCAGCGCCACCACCCGCGCGGAGCUUCUCUCGAAAUUCCACACUCUCGCCGACCGACGCGCAAGCAGUGGCAGCGUCAACGGUGAUCUGCGAUUCAACACCCCUCGGGCUAGCACCGGCGGUGCCUUGAACUCCCCCGGCUACCCCACUGCCAACUUUACCUCCGCACCAACACAUUCCCAAGCGCACCCCUCCGGCACCAUCUAUGCGCACUCCCCCAACUUCCCUCCCCCUCGCGCCCCCGACUCCGCCACCGCAACCCCGACCGCCCCUCGGCCCGCCCGCCUCCGCCAACCUCCCAACGACGACGACGCGCAACCCUACCGCGCCCCUAUGGUCGCGAAGAUGGAAGCCCUCGCGAAGGGCGACCGGGUCAUCCCACCAUGCGAUCGCUGCCGCCGCCUCCACAUGGACUGCAUCAAGAACCUCACCGCCUGCCUCGGCUGCACGCGCAAGCACGCGAAGUGCAGCUGGUGGGAAGUCAAAGCCGGCGAGAUGGACAAC
Messenger RNA from Eremomyces bilateralis CBS 781.70, 1371 nucleotides. RefSeq lists its product as uncharacterized. The record is from RefSeq and is a predicted model, not a curated record. Gene Ontology annotation, biological process: regulation of DNA-templated transcription. Gene Ontology annotation, molecular function: DNA-binding transcription factor activity, RNA polymerase II-specific; zinc ion binding. The annotation marks the transcript as partial. Lineage: Eukaryota; Fungi; Ascomycota; Dothideomycetes; Eremomycetales; Eremomycetaceae. The transcript is spliced from 2 exons.